This is a messenger RNA of Pleurotus ostreatus (oyster mushroom), 1188 nucleotides long. RefSeq lists its product as uncharacterized. NCBI's taxonomy places the organism in Eukaryota, Fungi, Basidiomycota, Agaricomycetes, Agaricales, Pleurotaceae. The coding region runs from base 1 to 1188 and encodes 395 amino acids. The transcript has 4 exons. The record is from RefSeq and is a predicted model, not a curated record. Gene Ontology annotation, molecular function: palmitoyl-(protein) hydrolase activity. Gene Ontology annotation, cellular component: membrane.
AUGUCCUUUUUUGCGAAAUUUCUCGCGUCGUCUUUGCAGCGAUCUCGCAUCGUUGGGCGCAAGAAUCUCAUGGCUUUCCCGCUCGUCCCGUUGCGCAUUCUUCGACCCUGGCGGCAUCACCCAUAUCCUGGAGCCGUAUCACUGGCGAUGAUGGGUCCUAGCUCUGAACGGCCGUCCGUAUGGUUAGCAUUAUCCGUGCUAGCUGGCUUGCCCUUAGCAUUGUGGGCAUACAAAUGCUUGAUGCUCGUAAUAUUUCAACGCAAGAUAAUCUACAUGGGGUAUGCCCCAAUCGGCGCCAGAGACGAGGACCUUGCGGACGUUCCAAAGGACCAGCUGAAAGGCCUUGUCUGCGAAGAAAUCAACAUCGCGAACGGAAGAACUAGCUCACUGUCGGGUAUCGUCGUUCGCUCGAAGACAGACUCAAAUCCUAAAGUUGCCAUCAUAUAUUUCCAAGGAAACGCCGGGAACCCUCUUCACCGCCUCCCCGUUUUCCAGACUCUGCUUUCAACUCCUAGCCCUACCCGAGUACCACUGCACAUCAUAUCUGUCGCCCCUCGAUCAUACUGGAAAUCCACACCUCGAAGGCCGACGCAAGCCGGCAUCCUCUCUGAUUAUCGCCACGUUCUUGACUACGCGCUUACACGAUACCCCUCGAUACCCAUCAUCCUAUACGGACAUUCCUUGGGUGGCGCUAUCGCCGUGUGCUUGACCUCACAGCUAUCAGACUCAAAGAAUCCGAAGCACAGAAGUAUCUCAUAUUACUCGGAUCCUCGGUACCAGCAGAUCAAAGGCCUUAUCUUGGAGAACCCCUUCACAUCGGUCCCAGAUAUGGUUCAGGCACUGUAUCCAGAGCGAUGGGUUCCGUACCGCUACCUUGCGCCUCUAGUGUUCGACAAAUGGAACGCACAUUCCGCCAUGACUCGAGCAAGCAAUCGCCAGCCCGGUGCCCCAGAGACGGUCUUAGAUAGACUACGACGCGACUCGCUCAUUCUGGUCAGUGAGAAGGAUGAAGUUGUUCCCCCACAAAUGAGUCUCCGCCUCGCUGCAGCCGCCAGAAACCCUGCAGACCUAUCAAAUGCCCCCAAAGCAAAGAUACUUGAAGGUGCUCUCCACGAGAACGCCUGGCAGACACGCACAUGGAGAAUAGAGAUCACUCGAUAUAUUAGCGAAAUCUCAAGAACCUGGUAG